This is a messenger RNA of Sycon ciliatum, 2203 nucleotides long. RefSeq lists its product as uncharacterized. Bases 172 to 2025 code for a protein of 617 amino acids. The transcript has 2 exons. The record is from RefSeq and is a predicted model, not a curated record. Gene Ontology annotation, molecular function: aspartic-type endopeptidase activity. Lineage: Eukaryota; Metazoa; Porifera; Calcarea; Leucosolenida; Sycettidae. Gene Ontology annotation, biological process: proteolysis.
GUGCCUUGCUUGCCUCGUCCUGUUUUUUUUUCUCUUCGCGUUGUUUCUUUGCUUUUUGAUCGCCGCCGCGAUUUCUUUGGUUUCUUCUUUUUGACCAAGGCUUGGCCUUGGGGAGUCUCUUUGCGUUUGCCGUUUCCUUUGCUUCUCCUUCCUCCCACUUAGUUCGUCAUCAUGACGGAGCCUGGCAGAUGGUUGCUUCCACGCCCGUUCCAUGGCCGCCCCGAGGAAAGCCUGGCGGCUUACCUGCGAGAUUAUGAUUCCUGCUUGAAGACCAACGGCUACGUCGCCCCUCCAGCCGAGGGAGAAGCAGACCCUAACCGAACUAGACUCGACCAAAUGCGUAUCUUUCUGCUACAACGCGGACUACAGGGACCGGCGGCUCUUGUCCUUGAAUCCUUAUCGGACGAAGACCGUGACGAUCCUGUCAAGCUGCGAGCAGCCUUAGUGGCCCGCUUCGGAGAUAAAGGAAAGGAGGCAGUACGCCAAGCGGAGCUCCAGGCCAGACGAAGGACACCCGGGGUCCCGCUCGACCGUGCACCGGAGUAUACGGCCCUGCCUCCUUCCAACGAGCCCGAUCCAACCGCCACCGUAACGACGGCUGGGGUUUGCCCGGUCAGCACGGCCAUGUAUUGCUCCGGUAAGAUCACUUUUGCCGAUACCACUGUUCCACUGACGGUCCUGGUAGAUUCGGGGGCUAGUGUCACAUUAAUCGAUUCCUCUGUUGUACCCUCCCAUGUUCGAUCAUCUUUGCGUCCCACUAGCUCCAUUGGCGUUGGGGCCUUGUAUAGUGCUAAUGGUACAUCAAUAACUUCUUUAGGAGUGGUGACUGGGAUGUUUCAGCUGGGGUCUCUCCGGUUUGAGGGACCAGUGAUCGUAGUUGACGAUUUACGAGAAUCAUGCCUACUAGGCGCUGAUCUGUUGAGGAAACAUAAGAUAUCUAUUUCUAUGGAUCCGUCGCCCACUCUUGUCAUGGGGCCAGAAUCCACCCCGAUCUUGUCUUCUCGUUACACUGCAAGUAUCGGCUCCACCUCUUGGUUUCAACAUACUUGGUCUGGGGUCGUGUUUCUCUUAGGCUUACUCGCUAUCCUGGGGUUAAGCAUUUUGGAUGGGAUUGGUACUUGGUUUUCCCUCCCACGUCUCCACGCCAUCACCUCCCUUUUCCAGGUUGUCCUGGGCAGUCUGUUCAUAGCGGCGUUUACCCUCAAAGGGACAUGGGGUUGUCCCCAACUGUGGCCUCAGUGUGGUAACCACCGACCCGACCCGCAGGGCCAACCUCCGGAAUUCACUACUCUUUGUUCCUCCUCGUUGCUCUCUGUGCCCCCAUGGUCAGUCCGGGUUGUGUAUCUAGAUCUUCCAUUGGGAUGGUCGGACCAGGAGGAAUUUCUCUUUCAACCUUUGCCAGCACUGGAAGGGGUUAUUCCUGCCUGUGUUUGUUCUAGUAAUAAGAAACGACUUCUCCUCACUACCUCUAACUUCUCCGCUGCCUUUCUGUCUCUGCCGAGUGGAACACCGCUGGGUGUUAUCCACCGUCUUUCCUCCGCAGGGCCAGCUCCGGUUGCACGGGUCGACGCCGACACCCUGGGGGACGCUACCGAUCUUCUCGACUGGUCUGAUUUCCUGGGCACCGAUCUGCAAAAACGUACGUUAUUUAAUACAAUUCGCAAGUUUAAGAAUGUUUGGGCGACAUCGUCGUCAGACCUGGGGUCCACCACGGUUACUGCACACAGCAUACCCACGGGACACACACCACCCAUCAAGCAAGCUCCCCGCAGAUUAGAUCCCAAACGGGCAGAAAUCGUACAGACGCUGGUUACAGAUAUGCUCAACACAGGUGUAGUGGAACCAAGCAUGUCACCAUGGGCCAGUCCCAUUGUCUUAGUUCGAAAACCUGAUGACUCUUUUCGUUUUUGUGUGGAUUAUCGGAAACUUAACAAAUUAACCACCGCGGACGCUUUUCCUUUACCUAAUAUUGAUGCCACCAUGGAUCACCUUGGGGGGGGGGGGCAGAAUUCUUUUCCACCCUAGACCUACAAUCGGGGUAUUGGCAAGUUCCCCUUAAUCCAGAGGACAAACACAAGUCAGCAUUUGUAACGCCACACGGACUUUAUCAGUUCACUCGCAUGCCGUUCGGGUUAUCAAACGCCCCAGCCACGUUUCAAAGGUUAAUGAAUGCGGUCUUACGGGGGUUGUCGCCCAUUUUCUG